Venustampulla echinocandica is the source of this 813-nucleotide messenger RNA. RefSeq lists its product as uncharacterized. The record is from RefSeq and is a predicted model, not a curated record. Lineage: Eukaryota; Fungi; Ascomycota; Leotiomycetes; Helotiales; Pleuroascaceae. The transcript has 3 exons. The coding region runs from base 1 to 813 and encodes 270 amino acids.
AUGGGUGAGGUUGAGGGUGAGCAGAGCGGCGAGGGGUCACGUGGGCCGUGGCUCGGCGCGCCCCCAACGGAGGUGAGGAUUGGCGCAAACAACAACGACUUAAGAGGGAGAAUAUAUGCCUGCCUUGCCCAGUAUCGAGAGAAAAUCUUGCAGUACAACAAAACAAUUCUCGACCGAGAAAUAGCAUUGCAACAGAUCGACAAAGAAAGUAGUCAAGCUGGAGAUAUAGCAUCCCUCCUCGACGAAUUAUGGGGAGACGGUGAUGACAUGGAAGCCGUUCAAAGAGAUGUACACAAGGUGUCGGAUCUUUACAAACAUAUCCCCGAUGGGACUAUGCCAAUUAAAGAUUGGCUCGCCGAACAUGCCGCUCAACUAGACGCGGAGGAGCCAUCCGGACGGCCCUCUGUUUGGCGAAACGUGUACAAUCUUAUGCGCUGUCCUGACCCUCUAUGUGACCUGGAGCCUUAUUGCUGGGGUGACCCUGACAGGCACAUUGUGACAUUCCUAAACAUAUUCGCGAUCAACCUUACGCGGAGGAUCAACAACGGCUUAGGGGGGCACCAAAGAGCCAAUAGCGCCCCCGCGGCAAACUUUCCUCGUAUAAAUAUCACGAACGUGCUACCCGGACCGCCUCAUCAGGCCUCUCUAGGAUCUUCACCGGCGUUAACUCUGGUCCUAGAUAUGGAUUUGCUAUGGCAAUUAACCGUCUCGAUAUUCCCGGAAAUCGAGAUGAGGUGGUGGAAGAGUACUGCGCGUGGCAGCAAAAGCAGGUUAAGAGACAGACCAGAGGGCAGAUUACCAAAAGGCCUGUGA